AAUAAGUUUCCAUAGAUGAUCGAUUCCGACAAAGUUGUAACUUCACAAGAUACGGAAGCACAACACAAUAGCAAACAGAAAAAGAAAAAGGCAAAGUUCAUAGAUUCUGCUCUGAAAGAACUUCCUCAAAAUACCUCAAGUGAUGUAAAGUUUGAGUUUAUUUGUCAAAAAUUUUACGAUCUCUAUCAAGAACAAAAAGAAAACACGCUUAAAAGCAAACACUUCGAACAAAAUUUACAGCAAUUGCGUAUCGAAAAGGAUCAACUUCAGAAUGAACGAAAUCGUUUAGUACUGCAAAAGGAUAAACUUGAAACUUUAUGCCGUGAGUUGCAGAAGCAAAAUAAGGUUAUUCAGGAAGAAAGUUUAUCACGAGCACGUGCUGAAGAUGAGAAACGUCGUGAAGUAUCUGAUCAUUUUCAAACUAGUAUAACAAACAUUCAAAAUCAAUUGUGUGAAUAUCAGAUGAAAAAUUUAGAAUUACGUAGAGAAAAUCAAGAAUUAGCUGAAAAAUUGGGUGAAUUUAUUAAACAACACGAGAAACGUGAAGAAAACGUGGACAAGCUUAUGCAAAAACGUGAUUUAGAAAUAAAACUAUCUGAAGCAAAGUUGAACAAAGCUCAAUGUGUACUGGAUCAAGAAAAGGCCAAAAAUCAACAGAAGAUUCUUCAAUUAGAAGAAGAAAUCAAAUCUUUAAAAAAUCGUUUAGAUCUUCAAGUAAAAAUUGAAGAAAAGUUGAAAGAACAGAUUGUAUUUUAUAAAGAGAAAUACCAAUCAUUUAAUAAGGCAAUGUCAGAGAGUCGAAAACUGUUUGACUCUGCUAAAGAGGAAAUGGAAAAGCUUGGUAAACGUAUUCAACGCGGAGAAAGUGAUGCUGUUGAAUGGCGAGGUAAAUGGGAAGUUAGUCAACGUAGUUUACUAGAAUUAGCUGAACAACAUAAAGAAAAAGUGAAUGAAUUGAAUAGUGCUAAUAAAAAAAUUGAAAAAAUUAGUAAUUUAUGUAGAGUAUUACAAAAUGAAUUGAAUGAACUAAGACAACAACAGCAACACCAACAGCAACAAGAAGAACAACAACCACCGAAGGAACAAUCCCACCAACCACAAUCACAACCACAACAACAUGAGUUAUCAAGUGAUUCAUUCAAGGAGAAUUCAACACCUUCUGUUUCUUUACAUCAUGAAAAUGGUGAAAGUGAACAUCAAGAAAUAAAGAAUGAUGAGAAUACUAGAGAUAGAGAUGGUCAACAAUCCAUAGAGUAUAAUGAUACAAUUACCACCACCACCGGAUCGAAUUUAGUUGAUCCUUCUUCUUCUUCUGAUGAUGAUGAAAGUGAUGAUCAUGAUCAAGCUUAUAAAUCAUCAAAUGAUAAUUCAAUUCGUACAUUUACUACAACGACAAUUACAAAUUCGACAACAAGAACAACACAUGAAUUUAAUAGUUCAUCAGAUACUAUUGCUCAUUGUACAGGAAAUAUGCAUAAGUUGAAAUUGAAUCCUGUUAAUACUGAAACUGCUACUGCUACUCCUCCUGCUCCUCCUACUGAUAUUGAUACUGAUAAUAAUAGUAGUAAUACUGAAAAGUAACUUUAAAUCCUGAAGUACAGAAAUCGAUGAAGACAUCUGAUGAAGACAAAUGCCAAUAAAUUCUUCGAAUCGAAAUACCCUCAAGUGUUUGUGUGUAUGUAUGUGCGUGUGUGCGUAGUGUAUGCAUUCUGUCUUAUUCAGUGCUCCUCCCCCCCCCCAAAAAAGGAAGUGUAGUUUGCACUUAAUAAUUCCACCCUCCUUCAAUUUAUGAAAAAGUCUUUUACAACUUGUUAUCAACCUUUAUUUGUUUUAUUUAUUUUCUCUUUAUCUUAUUUCUGCUGACUUCUUUUGCUUGACCUCACGCUCUCCCUCUUUCUUUCUCUCUCUCUCUCACUUCCUCCUUCCCUACAUAUAUUCUGAAAUCCUCUUUCUUUUACAACUAUACAUAUAUAUAUAUCACGAGAAGCUCUGAAAGCGUGAGAAAUUUCACAGUCCACAAUAUUAUGAUGAUGUAUAUUUAUAUACGCUUCAAAUUUCUCUAUCGGAUUUUAUGUGCCUUCAAAAAGAAAGUUAGAAAUCUACAGUUUUCACUUUGUUUUAUUACACAUAAUCAAGACUACCACUACUUGUGUGUUGUGUGCACGUGUGCAAAAACUAGUUUUAAUGUGAACAUAUCGUUCAUUUUCUCAUUGUCUCUAGUUGUGUGUAUUUUUAGCGCCAACGAAAAGAAUUAUCAAUCAAUCAAGUAAUACGCAUUACGGUCUUAAUUAGCCUGUAACUAUGGGAACGCGCGCACGUGUGUGUGUGUCUGUGUCUGUUAGUUUGUGAAAGUCUGGCACUCGUUAGUGCUGACUGUAAAUGACCUCUCCUCUUCUUUCUCUUUUCCUUUUUAUUCAAUGAGGCAUGUAAUGUUUUUCGAUUAUGCAUUGUUAUAUUGUAGAUUUUAAACACACCCAC
This is a messenger RNA of Trichobilharzia szidati, 2478 nucleotides long. Lineage: Eukaryota; Metazoa; Platyhelminthes; Trematoda; Strigeidida; Schistosomatidae. The record is from the annotation of a GenBank genome assembly.